Hyla sarda is the source of this 1822-nucleotide messenger RNA. RefSeq names its product haloacid dehalogenase like hydrolase domain containing 5 (gene HDHD5). The transcript has 9 exons. NCBI's taxonomy places the organism in Eukaryota, Metazoa, Chordata, Amphibia, Anura, Hylidae. Gene Ontology annotation, cellular component: mitochondrion. The coding region runs from base 227 to 1480 and encodes 417 amino acids. Gene Ontology annotation, biological process: glycerophospholipid biosynthetic process. The record is from RefSeq and is a predicted model, not a curated record.
ACGUCACCUCUCCGGUAGAGGACGCGCAGAGUUGGACUCCCCUGUCUUCCCCGCGGCAGACAUAUUGUGUGAGACAUUCCCAUAGACAGUGAGGAUGUGUGGUCUCCGGAAACAUGAAGGAACCGAGGACAGAGUCAUAUCGGGAUCUAUCACAUGUUUAUGAUCCGGUUAUAGUUUAUAUUCUCCCGGUACCGGUUGUGGUUUCUUCCGAUCUGUUUCCUAGACAAUGGUCGCCCUUGUUGGUUGGCAGCGGGUUAUCGCCAGACUGGUGAAGAAGAGAUUCCUAUCCAGCCACCCCCAUAGAGCGUUGCCUGCCGUGCCACCACCAGGAGUACGAGGAUUAUCAGCAUCUAAUUCCUCUCCGAGCUUCGGCCUGUUGUUUGAUAUAGAUGGGGUGUUGGUCCGGGGCAGAAAUCCCAUUCCCGGUGCGGCUGAAGCCUUUCGGACGUUGCUGGAUGGCAGCGGGAAGCUGGCGGUGCCGGUCGUGUUCGUGACCAACGCGGGUAAUUGUCUGCGCCAGGAGAGAGCGACAGAACUGAGCAGAGCGCUGGGCAUCGAGAUCUCCGCUAACCAGGUCAUCCUGUCGCACAGUCCGCUGCGAUUGUUCAAGCAGUUCCACGAUAAGUGCGUCCUGGUGUCCGGUCAGGGGCCGGUGGAAGACAUCGCCAAGGACCUGGGCUUUAGGAACGCCGUGACCAUCGAGGCUGUGAGGGAGGCGUACCCCCUGCUGGACAUGGUGGAUGUGAGCCGCAGGCCGCGGGGCGCUAUCAGUGUCAGCUCGAAGCUUCCAGCCAUAGAAGCCAUUGUUUUGUUGGGGGAACCGGUACGCUGGGAGACGAGCCUGCAGCUGAUCCUGGACAUGCUGCUGAGCGCGGGGCGGCCGGCGGAGUGGAGGGGUCACCCCCCCGAUCCACACAUCCCAAUAUUAGCCUGUAAUAUGGAUCUGCUCUGGAUGGCCGAAGCCAAGAUGCCCAGGUUCGGUCACGGCGCGUUUCUCCUUUGCUUGGAAAACUUAUACCACAAGAUCACGGGGCAAGAAUUGCAGUACGAGGCGCUGAUCGGCAAACCUAGCCCGGUGACCUAUAACUUUGCCGAACACCUGAUCCUGAGCCAGGCGAGGGAGCGCGGCUGGAGGAGCCCUAUCCAGACGCUCUACGCCAUUGGGGACAACCCCAUGGUGGACAUAUAUGGCGCCAAUCUCUAUAACCGCCAUCUGCAUAGGCAAAAAGAAGAAGCUCCGGAAACGCGGCCGCACAGUUGUCAGUCCGUCCUGGUGUGCACCGGGGUGUACAGUGAUCCGGGCGGGGUGCCCAGCAACACACAAGAGAGAAAGACGCACACUGUGUUCCACGGACACCGGGACUUUAUGUUCGACCCUAAUAUGGUGGUGGCAUCUCACGUGGUGCAGGAUGUGGGAGAAGCUCUGGAGCUGAUUCUGAAUAAGGAAGGAUGGAAGUGCUCACGUGACGCUCAGCCCUAGUAACCAUAGUGACGCUGCGGGGGGUCCCCAUAUCAGGGAUUUUAUUGUAGAUUUUACUGUGCCUUUAACCGGAUCACUACAAAUCUGACCGUCUUAGAGGAAGAUACAUGGACAUCACUGUGCCUGAUCCCACUUAAAGAAGCACUCUGGAAUUAUUAUUUGCUUAUAUAGUGCAGCAUAGGCGAUUAUUAGAGAAUAAUGUAGAGUAUCUUGAGCUUACCUGUUUUAGCUGAUGUGGCAUGCAUGGGAGUUUUCAACCAGAAUAGUUCUAUUCCAUCACUGAAAUGAUUUGCUAAUGCUGCCUACAUUUCCCAUGAAUCUGUUGUCUUUGCCGGGGGGGGG